Trematomus bernacchii (emerald rockcod) is the source of this 1695-nucleotide messenger RNA. RefSeq lists its product as uncharacterized. The record is from RefSeq and is a predicted model, not a curated record. NCBI's taxonomy places the organism in Eukaryota, Metazoa, Chordata, Actinopteri, Perciformes, Nototheniidae. The coding region runs from base 172 to 696 and encodes 174 amino acids. The transcript is spliced from 7 exons.
GAACGUACGAGCAGCGGUGCAUUAUGGGUUACAAAAUGUCUCCUAAGAGUGCUGGCUAAUGCUAAUUUACGAAAGGUUCUGGCAACUAAAUGUAUAUUUCUACCCUUUUUUACAGCGGUUAUAGUGGCAGUACAUAUAUCCCUGAUAUAGUAACUGUAUUCUGCUGCCGCCAUGUCAACGAGAACGGAGUCCAGGGUGUCCAGCUCGAGCUCCAGAACAGAUGAACGGAGGAGAUCAAGGAGCACAGGUCGGGAAAAAACGAAGCGUAAACGCAGCCGCAGUAGGUCGUCCUCCUCGUCUUCUUCCAGUUCAUCAUCCUCAUCUUCAUCCUCAUCAUCCUCUUCUUCAUCGGGUUCAUCACACUCAUCCAGCAACAGUCGGAGUAGCUCGAGCAGCAGCGACUCCCGUAGUAAAUCCAGAAAGCAGACUAAGAAAAGGAAAAAGGAGAAAAAACCCAAAAAACAGAAAGCAAAGAAAGAAAAGCGACACAAACGUAAAAAAGACAAGAAAACGACAAAAGAAGAAGAAAUCGCGGGACCUGUUCAAAUAUCCAAGUACUUGAAAGACAAGAAAAAGGGCAAGUACAGCAUGAUUUCAGGGAAGAAGAUCAAGAUGAAAGUAAAGAAGACAAAGAAAGACAAACAGCAAGAUAAAAAUCGAGCAGAACUUCUGGACUUCUUGAACUCGACCGUGUGAUGGCGCUAUGGACAGUAGUCGUGGUGCUCGGGCUCGGAAACCUCUGCAGAACUCAGGAAACGACAAUUUGGAGAACAACAAUGAAGAGUUCUCUGAGAAAGAAACAAUGAGUACGACUUGCAGCAGCGAGCCUGACAGGGCGAAUGUGAAGACCCCUAGCUUCCUUUUUCACAGGGCACUUCCCAGGUGGCCAAUCCUUCAGCUUAGUCUGAUAGCUUUUUGUGAUAUGAAAAGUGUUUAUGUUUAGCAGUGUCAUCCAAAAUGGUGUCUGUAACCAAGCUUUGGUCGUUUGGUCACCUCCGAUUUAGCAUUACCUUCCGAAAACAUGGUCGCUCUCGUAAUGGACCAGAGAUAUUGUCUUUUUUAUUUCUCGCAUUUCUCUUCCUUGUCUAAAUAGACACCUACAUUACCCACAAUGCAACUCUCCUGCCGACAGUUUGGCUGGAAAUUGGGGAAUGCUAUGCUAGUGAUGAGGAGUAGGCUACACAGGUCUGGUAAGCUCACUUUUCAACUCCGCACCCCAGAUUAUAAACGUUUCAACUUCCCCUUUUAAAAUGUUUGUUUUAACUUCCUGACUCUGUCAAUCACUUAUGUCCACAUUACCACAUGUAGGAUUGCCCAUACAUUUAUUAAUUUCUGUAGAUAUUAAAACCGUUAUGUUUCCAAAUAAAUGUUGGCUGUGUGAGCAAAAGUGUUAUCAGUGUUCACUGAUAUUUAAUAUGUACAUUUUGUUUAAAAAUGAUUGGAGAAUUGAUUCUGUGAUUUGAUGGUAACUGUUUUAGUAUUACUGUCUUCCUCAUUUCCCCCAUAUUCUGUCAUGAAUAUUUUUCAACAUCAGACAUUUAUUAAAUUGAAAUAUAAAAUACUACGACCCCUCGAGUCCACCUGUAUCAAUACAGGUGGAAGCUUUGAUUGGAAGAUGGAGUAAACCUAUUGUGUACUGUUGAAUUUUGAUGCGUGACAAACAGAAAAGAAACGGCAAUAAACGGCUGGAAAGAU